Suillus fuscotomentosus is the source of this 1467-nucleotide messenger RNA. RefSeq lists its product as uncharacterized. Lineage: Eukaryota; Fungi; Basidiomycota; Agaricomycetes; Boletales; Suillaceae. Bases 1 to 1467 code for a protein of 488 amino acids. The transcript is spliced from 2 exons. The record is from RefSeq and is a predicted model, not a curated record.
AUGGACGGCUCACUCUCGUCUUCACCAGACGUGUACUUGGCAGCAUACUCGACUAAUUGUACUUGCGGAAGAAGCUUCGCUCAGCUAAACGCAUAUGCAAACCAUCAACGAACGUGCAGAAAGAGAAAGAAACGCCUUUCGAAUGCGCUAACAAAGGCCAAAGAAGUAUGGACUACAAGAAAAAAGCUGUGUAAAGAAGACGGACAUGGUGAGGCGGCUGUGUUUACCUCAACCUCUAGCUGUAAUGCGACAACUCGAACUUCAUCGGGAGAGAGCAGGGUGCGCCCACCACUGGAUUAUGAAUUUUCUGGCUCAGAGUUCAGUUCCGAGCAGGCUGCUAUCACUGUCGACAGAGUAGAAUUCGGUGGAAAUUCAGGAUCAGGAUCGGAGCUUCCCAUGGCAGGCAUCGAAAUUGAACACAAUGAUAUAUGCAGUCCUCCGGAAGUCUCACAGGCAGUAGAAGAUCCACGGUCGCUUGCAGAACGUCGCCCACGGCGCCUCAACCGGCGUCUUCCCGCACGGUUCCGAGAUAUUCUCCCUCAGCCACUACCACCACCUAUCGUUGAGCAAGCCCCAUCCCCCGCUGCAGAUACUUCGUCUGUCUCGGAUACAAGUUCACCACUGUCGUGCGCCCUGCGCAUCUUGCGCACGCUUCCUAAUAUAUUCGGACUUUCACGACAAUAUUAUAGUAGUCGCCUGCCAACUCACGAUCCAGAUGAGAUUACCACUUUGGAGAACCUCACUCUGACACAUUCAGACCCAGAAGGUCAGGAUCCCAGCAGGCCCGGACACCCAAUGCAGGAUCAUGAUGGCGGUGGGGAAGAUCUGGACGCUUUCUACCCAUAUCCAAACAAAUCAUCAUUUGGGCUUGGCGACUGGUUUUGGAAUGGGGGUUUGCAGAAGUCGCAGAAGAGUUUUAAGGAAUUGUUACGGGUUAUCUGCGAUCCUGAGUUUCGACUUGAAGAUAUCCGUUCUACGCGCUGGAACUUGAUCGAUCAACAACUCGGAUCUAGCUCCGAAGACGCAGAGGGGAAUAUGCCAUUUGAAGGCGCUGGGUGGAAGAAGAGCGCAAUUAAUAUCAAGAUUCCCAUUUCCAAUCGCGCAGAUAACCCAGGCAUCCGUGAUUAUCUCACCGCAGACCUAUAUCACCGACCGCUCGUAUCUGUCAUCCGCGAAAAGCUUGCAAAUGUUAAGCACGACGAACUCUUCUACUAUCAGCCUUACGAACUGCUUUGGAAUCGCGGACGAUCUGAAAGACCCAUUCGUGUUCAUGGUGAACUUUAUACAUCCGAGUCUUUCAUUCAGGCGCACCGUGAACUCCAAGAGUCACCACCGGAGCCUGGGUGUGAUCUAGAGCGCGUUGUUGUUGCUCUCAUGUUUUGGUCAGACACGACACAUUUGACCUCCUUUAGCAAUUCCAAACUCUGGCCCUGCUACAUGUUUUUUGGGAAUGAGUCCAAGUACUGA